UCUUAUUACACGACUACUACGUAAGAUCCCAGGAUCUUUGGAAGCGAGAAGCCAGAGCCCAGUGCCCAGACUCCAUAGCAAAACAGAGCGUCUCGUUUCCUGCUCUUCUCGUAACAACUGCGAAUAAAUGGGUGAAAGUGAUUCUCUAGCAGAGUUCCUUGCCGUUGCCGUUGAUGCAGCAAAGAAGGCUGGAGAGAUAAUUCGCAAAGGAUUUCACCACGCGAAGCAUGUCGAGCAUAAAGGCCAGGUGGAUUUGGUAACGGAAACUGAUAAGGCAUGUGAAGCUCUUAUAUUUGAUCACCUUAAGCAGCAUUUACCGGAGCAUAAGUUUAUUGGAGAAGAGACUACUGCUGCAUGCGGUGCUACAGAACUGACCGACCACCCAACGUGGAUUGUCGACCCACUUGAUGGAACGACCAAUUUUGUUCAUAGGUUCCCUUUUGUAUGUGUUUCUAUCGGUCUUACAAUUGGAAAGAUUCCUACUGUUGGUGUUGUGUACAACCCAAUACUUGAUGAGAUGUUUACUGGGAUUCUUGGAAAAGGUGCUUUUCUUAAUGGAAACAAAAUAAACGUGUCUUCUCAAACAGAACUGGUGAAAUCCCUCCUUGCAACAGAGGUUGGAACAAAGCGUGACAAGGAAACUGUAGAUGCUACUACAAAUAGAAUUAAUAGCUUACUUUUUAAGGUAAGAUCUCUUCGGAUGAGUGGCUCCUGUGCUUUGAACCUCUGUGGAAUUGCAUGUGGGAGGCUUGAUCUCUUUUACGAGCUUGGAUUUGGGGGCCCCUGGGAUGUGGCAGGUGGAGUCGUGAUUGUUCAGGAAGCAGGAGGAUGCAUAUUUGAUCCAUCUGGCAAGGACUUUGACAUCACAUCUCAGCGAGUAGCAGCUUCAAACCCUCAUCUUAAAGAUGCUUUUAUUGAGGCUUUAAGAAAUGCAGAAUGAGAUGGACCUUCCAAUAUCGGAACCAGAGUUCUCCAAUUCAUUCAAAUUUGUCAUUUUGACCAUUAUCAUCUAAAGAAAUAUCAAGGUCCACCAAACUUUGACCAGCUUUUUUUUCUUUCUUUUUUUUUUCCAACUGGCUUUUGGCAUUUUGAACUGCCAAAGUGCUUAUGCUCAUUUGUGAUUCCAAAUUUCCAAUGUCAUAUCAUUGACAAUAUUUAUCAGGUCUAUUUUUAAGCCAUAACAUGCUGUUCUUUUUAAUAA
This is a messenger RNA of Nelumbo nucifera (sacred lotus), 1201 nucleotides long. RefSeq names its product Inositol monophosphatase family protein (gene VTC4). Gene Ontology annotation, biological process: signal transduction; inositol metabolic process; phosphatidylinositol phosphate biosynthetic process. NCBI's taxonomy places the organism in Eukaryota, Viridiplantae, Streptophyta, Magnoliopsida, Proteales, Nelumbonaceae. Gene Ontology annotation, molecular function: inositol monophosphate 1-phosphatase activity. The record is from RefSeq and is a predicted model, not a curated record.